AUGGGCUGCGAGGCCUUCGCGGCCCUCUGGUCCGGCCUCGCGUCCCGGCAGCAGGCGGCCCGCGUUCGCGAACACCUGCUGGACCCGAGCAAGUUCUUCGGCAGGGUGCCCUUCUCCACCGUGGCGUUGGACGCGCCGGAGUUCAAGCCGACCGGCUACUGGCGCGGACCCGUCUGGCUUGACCAGGCCUACUUCGCCAUCCGCGGAUUGCAGCGCUACGGCCACACGGAGGACGCCGAGCGGGGCCUACAGAAGUUGCUCGCGGAGGUGUCGAAGGAUCCCGUGCCCCGGGAAAACUACAACCCGGUCUCGGGCGCCGGCCUGGGCGCACAGUUCUUCGGGUGGUCCGCUGCCAGCCUCCUGAUGCUGACCACGCCCGGGCGAGAGGACCUGACCUGCCGCCCGGCCUUGACGACGGCGAUGCCCUGGGCACGGGCACAACCCGGGGAGAGGCGCCGGAGGCGAGCCCUAGACUGCGCAGUGCUGCCCUCCUGCCGCGGCCGCGCCCAGCGCGCGGGAGAAGGGACGCCGCUGGCGGGCGCCUCCGGCGCCCCUCGUGCGCCCGAGGGGCGUCGGCCGCGGAAUGCAGGUCUGCGCGGGUAUGCGGGCGAGGUCCGAGGCGUGCGAGGCGGCGCUGGGCGGCGCGGCCCGCUUGCCGAGACGGGCGGUGCACACCCGCCCGGGGGCCGCGAGGGGUGCGACCGGAGGCGGAGCAGCUGCCGCUGGAGCAGGGGCGCGGGGCGCUGCGUCGCCGGCCGACGACCUCCAGCUGGGAACAUUGGACGAGGUGGCGUGGCGGGCCGUCCAGGCGCACGCGAGACGGUGCGGCCAGAGGCGGCGCGGGCUGCAGGCGAGGCCGCGCCAGGGAACGGGCUGCCUCGAAGACAGCGGCAGGCGCAUCGGCAGCAGGUGGCUGCCGACGGAUGCGGAGUGUUCGAAGAGCAACGGCACGAGUUCGCGCGUGCUCAGGCCAGGGUUGCUCGGAGACAGGUGGGUGCCCUGGUGGUGGCCCCCCUCGGCAUCCCGUUGCAGCCUCAUUGUCCCGACGAUCACCUCGGUCCCAGCUUGCGGGGUGCCCGGAGCAUCUGUGCCGUGAUCAGCAGCCACGUGGACUCGGAGCCGCACCAGGAGCUGGCGCAGCACCUGGCCUCCACGUUCUGUGAGAUGGAGAGGGAGGACAAGCUGCUCUCCAGGCCCGAGGAGAUCGACCGCGUGCGGGCCACCCUGGCCGAGCUCCGCCGCCAGCUGAACUCCUCGGACGAGUGCUUCGUGCGCCUCGGCGCGUCGCACUGCGUGUCCUUCCGCGUGCGCGGCUCGCCGCCGGCUCUGGCGGCGCUGCCCGCGCUGGCCGCGGUCCCCGUGCCGCUGGUCGACCUCGCCGGGGAGCUCUGCCGGCGCACCGCUGGGCAGGCCUCCGAGGCGGCAGCGGCCGGGGCCCCCGCGCCGCCGACCUUCGCGUUCGAGCCAGACCUGGCCCUCACACACCUCGUGCCGUACCUCGACGGGCUGCGCAGCGUCCUGGACGUGGUGGACGCCAGCGGCGCCGACGAGGACACUGUGCUCAUUUGUCUGCGGCAUUUGCUGCACUUCGGACUUAUCGCCAUGAUCGACGCCAUCCGCCCAGAGAACAGGUACAGCCUGACGCCCGAGUUCCACGUUGCCUUCGGCCGGCCGGAGGUUCUCGCCGAGGUCGUCGAGUACGUCACCGCCGGGCGGGUGCAGGAGGACGUCCAGCUCGUCCAGGUGGUGCAGCUGCUGUAUGCCAGGAUGGAUGGCUGGUCGCAGACGUUGGAUCAGUUCCAGCAAGAGAACGCUUCCAUCCUCCAGGAGCACGGCAUAUCUUGCAGGCACCUGGUCACCUACGGCCUGCUGCGCGGGCUGCUGGAGCGCAUCGGCAGCUGCGACCAGGAGCUGACGCACCUGGAGUGGCGGGAGCUGGAGCGCCUCAGGAAGGACACCAUCCCGCGCCGCAAGAACGAGAUGGUGGCGCGCGGCAUGCCGAUCAACCAGGUGAACAAGGACCCGCAAGUCAAGGCGAUGGUCUCCCGCAUGAACGAACUGAAGGACCGCGAGAAGCUGGGCGCGGAAGGCCUGUGCACCGCCGCCCCCGCGAGGAGCGCGCUCUCCGCCGGCGGCGGGUGGCAGCUGUCCGAGCCGCGGGGGUGGGCCUCUCCCCGCCCAGCUCCCGAGACUGCCGCGGCCUCGGCGGCCGCGCCGCUGGAGCCCUCGGCCGCCCCGCGGGCCUCGGGCGUCGGGCUCCGCGGCUUCGCUCGGCCGCGGCGCGGCCCCUCUCGUGCCUCGGAGCUCCACGGCCGCGGCCUCGUCGGCGGCGGCCACGGCAUCUCGGAGCGAAAGGAGCACGUGCACUGA
Molecule: messenger RNA, 2370 nt
Organism: Prorocentrum cordatum
Lineage: Eukaryota; Dinophyceae; Prorocentrales; Prorocentraceae
Source: the annotation of a GenBank genome assembly